GAUGCAUUGAGAUGCACUUUGGCAGAAGUUGCCCUGGACUCAAAGCCAAUAUACAAGGCACUCUCUUACUCUUGGGACGCACAAACUCCGUCGCAUCCCAUUGAAUGCGAUGGCGCCACGCUGCGUAUCACGCAAAACUGCAUGGCUGCCCUGCGCCGGCUGAGGAGUAUGGGCGAUCUGACUUUGUGGAUCGAUGGGAUAUGCAUCGAUCAGACAUCCACAGCCGAACGCAGCUCUCAGGUUGCACUUAUGCGAGACAUUUACAAGCAAGCCGCGGAGGUGAUUGUGUGGCUUGGAGAAGAAGACGAGCCGAGUAAAAGGGCCAUUCGGUGUUUGGAAGACAUUGCUCUUAUGAGCGUGGACAAGGACCGCAUGGAGAGAUGUCUUCCCAUCCUGCUUGGCUUACAGGUGAAGAAGGACUCGGAUGAUCCGAUUGGCCCUCUGUUUAAGCGAUCUUGGUUUUCUCGCAUGUGGACUAUCCAAGAAGUGACUCUUCCCUCACAGCAAGUCGUG
Trichoderma virens Gv29-8 is the source of this 513-nucleotide messenger RNA. RefSeq lists its product as uncharacterized. The annotation marks the transcript as partial. Lineage: Eukaryota; Fungi; Ascomycota; Sordariomycetes; Hypocreales; Hypocreaceae. The transcript has a single exon. The record is from RefSeq and is a predicted model, not a curated record.